Xiphophorus maculatus (southern platyfish) is the source of this 3547-nucleotide messenger RNA. RefSeq names its product forkhead box D1 (gene foxd1). Gene Ontology annotation, biological process: cell differentiation; anatomical structure morphogenesis; regulation of transcription by RNA polymerase II. Gene Ontology annotation, molecular function: DNA-binding transcription factor activity, RNA polymerase II-specific; RNA polymerase II cis-regulatory region sequence-specific DNA binding. The transcript has a single exon. The coding region runs from base 252 to 1337 and encodes 361 amino acids. Lineage: Eukaryota; Metazoa; Chordata; Actinopteri; Cyprinodontiformes; Poeciliidae. The record is from RefSeq and is a predicted model, not a curated record.
CCCGUUUCGCAGGUUCUCCCCCCCGACGCGCACAUUCAGUCUUACAAUUCCAGGGUUCGCGCUUCAGUCUGCGAACUGCCUAACCUCCCAAGAAAGAAAAGAGAGAGAGAGAGAGAGAAAAACCCCUAUGGAAACAGCGCAAAAAACAGCGGACGUUUCUCUCCUGCGCCUCUCCUCUCCCUCUCUUCUUAUGAGUUUUUGACGUGUUUUUAGGGGGGUUCAGGGGCAGCUCGGAGCGCACAGGCUGAGCCAUGACUCUGAGCUCAGAGAUGUCGGAUGCCUCCCUCCUUUCGGAAGAGACCGACAUCGACGUGGUCGGCGAGGGCGAGGACGGCGACGGCCACACGCGCUCCUACGUGGACGAGGUGGCGCAGAUGCGGGACGGCAUCCUCCUGGCCGGCUCUCCUCCUCCUCCUCCGUGCCUACAGGACGGCUCCACCUCCACCUCCUCCUCCUCCAGGGAUGCCUUCAAGCCGGCGGGGAAGAACGCCCUGGUGAAGCCCCCUUACUCCUACAUCGCCUUAAUCACCAUGGCCAUCCUGCAGAGCCCCAAAAAGAGGCUGACGCUCAGCGAGAUCUGCGACUUCAUCAGCAACCGCUUCCCGUACUACAGGGAGAAGUUCCCGGCGUGGCAGAACUCCAUCCGGCACAACUUGUCCCUGAACGACUGCUUCGUGAAGAUCCCGCGCGAGCCCGGGAACCCCGGGAAGGGCAACUACUGGACGCUGGACCCGGAGUCGGCCGACAUGUUCGACAACGGGAGCUUUCUGAGGCGGAGGAAGCGCUUCAAGCGGCAGCAGACGCAGGACUUGCUGCGGGAGCCCAACGGCUUCAUCCCCGCGGCGGCGGCGGCGGCGGCUGCAGCGGCGGCCGCGUACGGGUACGGACCGUACGGCUGCGGCGGCUACGGCAUCCAGUUGCAGUCCUACCACACGCACUCCGCGCUGUUCGCCUUCCAGCAGCAGCAGCAGCAGCAGCAGCAGCCCAGACAUUCCCACACGCACAUCCCGUCGCCGUCGCUGAUGCCCACCAGCACGGACCUUGCCCGGAGCAGAUUUUACCCGCAGCUCGGGUCCGCUCUGGGCUCCGCGUCCCCGGCGCCGAAAGCGAGCCCCCCGGCGCAGCAGCAGCAGCAGCCGCAGCCGCAGCAGCGUUCUCCCUUCUCCAUAGAGAGCAUCAUCGGCGGGUCGCUGAGCCCCGCCAGGACUCCUCCUGUCAUUGUCCCGGUUUUACCGACCUCCCUGGGGCUCCCCAGCCAGCCGCAGUCCGUCCACCCGGAGGCCGUUUUAGUCGAAAACUUCCCGAACAGAAUUAUCGGCGGCACUAGCGCCUGUUAAAAAAAAAAAAAAAGUCUUAAAACUGCAACAACAACAAAAAAAAAAACUUAUCAAAAGCAGAAACAAACGCUCCCCUCCCCUCUUUGAAGGUAGGAUUAUUUUUGUACGUUUAUUUGCAGCAGAAUGACGGACAUGCAGGAAGAAAACAAACACUAUUUGUGCCUAUAUUCAUGCUGAUUAUGAAACUAUAUAUUUAUGGUAUGGUUUUUUUUAUUAUUAUUAUUAUUAUUAUUUCAGUGAGAAUGGAAAAAAAAUUGACCUCGAAUUUUUCUUGUAUUUUAUGAAGACGUGAUCAAUUUCAGUCACUGUUGUUUUCUUUAGGAGCGUCUCAGGACAGGUUCUAAGUGAUCACAUGUUUAAAUUGUGUCAAACACAUCCAUGUUUUUUUAUAUAUAUAUAUAUAUAUAAUUAUUAUUUUAUGAGCAAAUCAGAACAAGGUUUAAAGGUCUUGAUUUGAAAUUUGUAUUAAAGGAAGAAGAAGAAGAAGAAAAGAAGAAAACAACACGCAAGCAGCAAAGUCAUUUAUAAUUCUGUUGCGAUGUGUUUUGAUUUGAGGUAAUGAAAGCAUUGUACUUUUUUUUUUUUUUGCCAAUUAUGGUGUAUCUGAGGUGUGAAAUUUUUUACACAGUUUGUUUAUUAAGAAGAAUAAAUUUCUCUUUUUGUUUUGCAACAGAGAAAAGAAAGAAAAAAAAAAGUCGAGACAAUAGCCUGUUUUGGGAAAUCAAUUGAAUUGCUUUUGAGCUUUCUGGUGCGUUUAAGUGCAAAGUCAAAGUGCAGGAAUUGACCACUUACAAGUGCGGUUACGCGGCCCCUGCAGCGAGGAAGGGUCACGUCUGGCUGGCGAGCGCGUUUCAGCCUCUCUGUGUGCGUGUGUUCGCAAAUGUAGGCUGAGACACGCUCGUCUCGGUGCCACCGCUGCACGUUUCGGAACAUGCGCAAACGGGCCUUGCGUGUCCAUCCGACCUCUCUCACACUCAUCCUCGUAAUUGCGGUGAGCGGACAGGAGGGUGUCAGCCGGGUGAGGGAGGGGCGGGGGUGCGGCUGUGUUCUCCCUGCCGCCGGGUCACAGAUUUACGCAUCAUGGCCACAGUGCUUGAGAAAAGAAAAAAAAAAAAAAAGUAAUAAUAAUAAUAAUAAUGAUCCAAGAUAUGCUCCCGUUUGACACAUACCGAUAAGAAGAUUUAUUCGAAUUUUGACGGUGAAUAAUCGUUCCUGAAACGAAUUGUUUUAGAAGAUCAAAAGCUAAAAGAGUUUUAAGUAAGCCGGCCGUUUUUAAUGUUAAUGACAUCACAAGUACAGUAAAAGAUCUAGUUUUUUUAUAUAAUUUUUACACAGAAUAAUUUGUCAUACAUACUUUAGUUGUUUUUCUUUUGAAACAUUUUAUACUAUAAAAAAAUAAUUAAAUGCUAGCAAUUAAGAUGAUUUGAAUUUGAAUCAACUAUGGUCAUUUCUGAGAAUGAUGUGUAACAUAAGCUAAAUUCUAAAUUAUAUAUUUGUUCAUGUCAUUUUAAGUAAACCUGAAUGUUUUGAUCGGAAUUUAACUAAUAAUCCAAGCCUCGUUUAUCUUGUGUGGCAUUCAGCAGAAAGAAGUUGCCUUGAUAUGCUUAUAUAGGUUGCAAAGUGAAGGAAUUUCUAGAAUUGUAGUAAAAAGUCAGAAUUCUGUUAAAGAUUGUGACUGGGAAAGUUUUGUUGCUGGUAACAAGUUUAUUUAAAAAAGAGCUAUCGUUGUUAAAGUUGGUUAAAAACUCAAAUUCUUACUCUAACAAAGAAAACGUCUCAACCACAAGUCUGAGGAGAGCUGGCUGCUCUUACUAAGCUACUGAUUCAAAGUAAAACCCAUGUAAACACUCCAGCCUCAUUAUUAUCUGCUGACCACCUGAGCCUAGCUAGCUAGCAGUUAAGCUAACAACUGAAACAGCUGUCUUGAGUUGGUCCAAUUUGUGAUAAAAAAAAAUUCAAAAAAUUAAAAAGUGAGGGAAGUCAUAAUUUAAAUGUCAUUGGAAGCUAAAUUCACGUACUAACAGGCUUGAGAAAAUUGUAUUGAAUGUAUUCACAUUUUCAAAAUUUGUUUUUGCCCGUACAUUGAGUUUUGCGUUAGUGUUGUCCAUAAACUAGGCAAAACUGAAGACGAGCCUAAAUUCUCGAUGUAAAAACAGAACCUCUCUCAACUUCCACUAAGUUGGUUUAAUUGUAUAAACAUUUUAGCCUUA